Branchiostoma belcheri (Belcher's lancelet) is the source of this 1123-nucleotide messenger RNA. Its product is annotated as trypsin-2-like. Lineage: Eukaryota; Metazoa; Chordata; Leptocardii; Amphioxiformes; Branchiostomatidae. The transcript is spliced from 7 exons. Gene Ontology annotation, biological process: proteolysis. Gene Ontology annotation, molecular function: serine-type endopeptidase activity. The record is from RefSeq and is a predicted model, not a curated record. The coding region runs from base 96 to 911 and encodes 271 amino acids.
AGUUCCGUACUGCUUAUAACUUAAGUCGAACUGGACGAGUCUUCAGUACUAGCCACCAGUCGACUAUCCAGAACAACCUGAACUUUUCCGCCAAGAUGUGGACAACAGUCUUGCUUGUCUUUGCCGUUUGGGCAGUUUCCGACGGAAACCCGCUGUCGGGUUACCAGAACGACCCGGUUUUUCCCGAGGAGGUUCAGCGGAUCAUCGGCGGGAGCGCGGCUUCCCUCGGGAACUUCCCCUGGCAGGCUCGGCUCGACGGUCCCCUGCUGUGUGGAGGGACUCUGGUCCAUGCGCAGUACGUGGUGACGGCGGCUCACUGCUUCUUUUAUCAAGGGACUGACUACACGAACCCUGGUUACUGGACCAUCCGGCUGGGUGAGAUCUACCCGAACUCUCACGAGUCUACGGAACAGGCCAUCCCCGCCUCCAGCGUCACAGUGCACUCCGGAUACAACCAGUGGGCCACUCCUGACUACGACAUCGCCGUUAUCCGUCUCCGCCAUGCCGCUACCAUUAACAACUACGUCAGUCCCCUCAGUCUGCCGAACUAUGACGCACCGGACGGUACCAGCUGUGUGGUCAGUGGGUUCGGAGACACCACUGGAAACGGUAACCUGGCAAGCCGGCUGAUGUACGUGUACGUGCCGGUCAUGAACAGGAACACCUGUAACUACUACAUGAACGGCGCCAUCACCAGCCGUAUGUUCUGUGCAGGCUUCUCCAACGGCGGCAAGGACAGCUGCCAGGGUGACAGCGGAGGCCCGUUGGCGUGCCAGUUGAGCGGAACCUGGACGUUGUCGGGCGUGGUGAGCUGGGGCAACGGCUGCGCUCUGGCGGGCAACCCGGGCAUCUACACCCGCGUCACCCAGUUCAGGAGCUGGCUGUCACAGCACACGGGAUAUGCCAUAUAAUCACUCGGCAGCAAGAACUGCCAACUGCCCUCAGUUCUGUAAAGUUGUAGUCAACCGAGCUUGACAAGUUUUUUGUCCUCUCAGGAAAGUCCUUGGAAAGGAGAGGGCACAAUAAAAGGAAGCAAUGUCUUUUCAUGUAUGAAACGUUGGGCAACACACAAUUUGCUUCGAUGUUUUGUACAACACUAUACAAAAUAAACAGUGUCAGUCAA